Messenger RNA from Salvelinus sp. IW2-2015, 5828 nucleotides. RefSeq names its product R3H domain-containing protein 1. The record is from RefSeq and is a predicted model, not a curated record. NCBI's taxonomy places the organism in Eukaryota, Metazoa, Chordata, Actinopteri, Salmoniformes, Salmonidae. Gene Ontology annotation, molecular function: nucleic acid binding.
AUAGAAGUAGAUAGCCACAGUGAAUGUACGGACGCACCCGUCGAUGUCACUCAUUGGCUCCACUCUGCCUUCCACCUAUCUGUCAGACAGUUGCAGACGCGCUGCCUCCCCCUCGCCAAGCUCUCAUGUUGCCGAUUCUGACUGGAAAUAGAAAAAUAUACACACCGCUGAACAAUAACUCAAAAGUUAUCGCAGCCGGUCACGGAGGGGCAUGAGAGCCUUGUCCGAGGCCAGUGCCGUUGCUUGCCGGACCCAGUGCUGGUGACGGGGACAUGGGCCUCUUCCUUAGGGCUUCCAGCACGACCCAGCUCAACACAAGCCAGAGCCUCAGCCACCAGCUGGUCCAGCACCAUCCAGACACCCACGGCAGCAGCAGCACCUCGAGUGACCCUGCCUCAGAGGGCUUCACCCUUCUCUCCGGCGACACCACCCCACGGCAGGCCCAGCACCCAGCACCGCAGCCGGAGACUAGUGCCACUAUGAGAGGUCUGGAGACUGAGGAGAGCCACAAUGCCAGUGCCACACCGACACCAGCAGGGGGAGAAGAGCCAAGCCUGACCAAGACAGAUUGCAGGGAGCCGGCAGAGACCCAGCCACAGGCCCAACCUCAGACCCAGCUCCAACCACAGAGGUCAGAUGAGAGCUGCUGUCAAGAGAAGGAAACUCAGCAGCAGACAUCGGAACAGACAGGAAAAAGGCUCAAGUCUAACUCAAAGUUAAAGUUAGUUCGAAGCCUGGCUGUUUGCGAAGAGUCCUCUCCUCCUCCUAUUGCUACUGAUCUGCCUCGAGAACAUCAGGAGAACAUUGAGAUCCAGUUCACCCAGUCGUUUGACAAAGAGGAGUCGUCGUCAUCGCCCAUCAAGAAUGAAGUGGACCAAGAUAAAGGAGUGGAGAAGCUGCUGGAGAAGACUGAARGGAUGCCCAGGAAGAUGCUGUCCAGAGAUUCCAGUCAGGAAUACACAGACUCUACUGGGAUCGAUGUCCAUGAGUUCUUAGUAAACACGCUGAAAAACAACCCCAGGGACAGAAUGAUGCUUCUGAAGUUGGAACAGGACAUUCUUGACUUUAUCAGUAAUAACGAAAGCCAGAAGAGAAAGUUCCCUCCGAUGACCUCCUACCACAGAAUGCUGCUGCACCGCGUUGCAGCCUACUUCGGCCUCGACCACAACGUCGACCAAACCGGGAAAUCUGUAAUCAUCAACAAAACUAGCAAUACGAGAAUACCUGAUCAGAAGUUUUCAGAACACAUCAAAGAUGACAAAACUGACGACUUCCAAAAGCGGUACAUUCUCAAAAGGGACAACUCCGGCUCAGACAAAGAUGACAAUAUGAUGCGGAUGAGACUGAAGGAAGACAGGAGGAGUAAGUCUAUAGAGGAACGAGAGGAGGAUUACCAGAGGGCCAGAGACAGGAUAUUCGCUCAAGAUGAUCCAGAUGGCUUUCCUCUUGAAAAAAGAAUACAGGAGGAUGAUGCCUGUAACAGCACACAGCAAAGACGGCAAAUCUUUAGGUUAAAAGAUGGCCGCUCGGCCAACAGUUGCCAGAGCAGCUCUGAGAACGAGCCCAAGAACGCUGAACCCCGGCCGUGGAGCAGCACUGACUCUGACAGCUCAAACCGUAACCUGAGGCCAGCCAUGACCAAAGCAAGCAGCUUCAGCGGCAUCUCUGUCCUCAUCAGGGGAGACAGCUCAGGCAGCAGCAAGAGCAUGGGUCGCCUCUCUAAGACUGGUUCUGAGUCUUCGGGUAGUGUAGGGUCCUCCACGGGUUCACUCUCUCGCUCCCAGCCAACCCACCCUGUCCCGGCUCUAACCAAGGCUGGCUACCCCCACAACCACUCUGCGCUUCCCUGCCCAGCGGCCUACCCAGCUGUCUGCGCUAGUAGUACUGUGGUCUAUGAGGCGGGAGGCAGGAGCGUGGCACCGCCAGUGAACACAGCUAACACUAGCUACUAUUUGCUUCCUCUGGAAGCCACAGGGAUACCGCCAGGGAGUGUCCUGGUCAACCCACACACAGGACAGCCGUUUGUGAACCCGGAUGGAAGUGCUGUGGUGUACAACCCCAACCACGGCAUGGCUCCUCAGCAUCAUAAUCAGCAGGGCAGGACCCAGCAGCCCAUUCCCACUCCUCCGCACUUGCCUGGCCAGCACCAGCCCACCAAUCACAACCACGUCCUCGCACAGCCGGUCCGGCCCCUCCAGCCCUCUGCUCAGCCUGUCCAGUACUCGUCUGUCUCUUACCCAUCUCAGCUCCUCUCCGUCUCCCCUGACCAACUAUACACUGUGCAAGAGAACCUGGGAGCCCAGUUCAGCCACAUGAGUCUGUCCCGGCAGGCCUCUGGGGAGGGCCCCUCCGUGGUGCUCCAGGCCCCCCCGCAGCAGCAGCAGGGCUUCAUGGUGCCCCCCCAAGGCCAGCCUGUCCCUGCCCCCCAGGCCUACAACACCCCCGCCCCUCCGCCUGUCAACCAGCCACUCAUGCAGCAACAAGGUUACAUGCAGCAGAUGCCAGCGUGUUACUGUGGGCCAGGCCAGUACCCCCUGUCCAACCAGGGGUACAGGCCUGUGGGCACAGUGCAGUAUAGUGCCCUGCAGAGCCAGCCAAUGCCCCCGCCCACACAACAGACAGGUUACCAAACUGUGAUGCUCAAUCAUCCACAGAGCUAUCAGAGUAUGAUAGUAGUGCAACAGCCACAGAGUCAAAACCCGGUCAGUGGCCAGCAGAACCCGGUCAGUGGCCAGCAGAACACGGUCAGUGGCCAGCAUAGCAAUAUGGGACAUCAGAUGCAAGGCAUGAUGGUCCAGUAUCCCUCUAUGUCAUCUUAUCAGGUAUCCAUGCAGCCCCAAGGCUCCCAGGUUGUACCACAGCAAACGUAUCAGCAGCCUAUCGUCAUCCACAACCAGUCCAACCAGGGGCACAUGGCUGGCUCUGGUGUCCAGGUUUACUACAGUGUUAUCACACCCAAUCAACAGAGCUCCUCUGUAGAGUUCCUGCCUCCCUCCGGAUCAGAGCAGAUGUUGUUCCCUCGACCGUCCUCCCCCUGCAGCUCCCAGCAGCCCCUCCAUCAGACACAUCAGUGCUCAGGUGGUGGAAUGGUGAUGAUGCAGCUGAUGUUGUCCCCUGGCCAGCAGCCGAGGCCUCACACGCCCUCGCAGUGGAAACACAGCAAGUACUACAGUCUGGAUCACACCAGAGGACAGAAGUCCACAGAGCUCUCAGUUAUAGACACCUCACAGAGCAGUCCCCAGCUGGGCAGUCCCUCCACCUCCCCCGCCCAGUCGCCAACCCCCUCCCACCUGACCAAUGUGAAGAGCAACCGUCCUGGCCUCACCCCCGUACCCAUGAUGCCACAGUUCUCCAGACCCUUCGUGCCAGGGCAAGGAGAUGCUCGGUACCCGUUGCUAGGGCAAUCCCUCCAGUACAACCCCCAGAGCCGUCCUCCUCUCCUCCACUUUCCCCCCAUGGCCCCCAACCAUCAGGUACCUAUGGGGAUACGGCACAGCGGUGGAGUAGGCAGAGGGAGGAAGCAGCCGAGGAAAGCUCUGUCUACAGAUCUCAGUGUAGGUCAACCAGGCAGUGAGUGGGCGGGUCCUGGAGGUGACUGAGCUGCCGGAGGGGAUCAGCCGGACCGAGGCGGACUCUCUGCUAGGUGAGCUCUCCAGAGCCAGGGCCGUGGUCUGAUGGCUCCGAGAGCACCACUACCAUCACAGCCGCGGGGUCUGGCAGUCAAUGGCUAACGGUGACCACCACCACCAUGCCAAACCCCCCCACCCACCCCCACGGUCAAACCCCUGUCAACCCAGCCUCCACCUAAACCAUCCUGGCCACGUUCCCCUUCAGAUACGCUGUGCAGAUGCCCUCCUCUGCCACAAUGGCCCACGAGCCUCCAUCAGACUUACCACGAACAGGUGCCACGGCCCGAGGUUACGGCCACAGACACUCCCCGAGAGGGCCAGCUCACAGUAGAGGGCGUUAAGGACCCCUGGCUCGCCUUUUAAACCCUGACCCCUCACCAGCACCGCCAGUCACUUCCUGUUGCCAUCACUCCCCCCAGCCCCUCCUUUCCCCCUCCCUCUUCACUCACUAAGUUGGCUUGAUGUAAAGGGUUGUUUUUCCACUUGAUUUGUAGAGACUUGUUUGGGGGGAAUGUGUUGUACUUUGUUAUGUUCUUACUAGCGGUUUGACGAAAAAGAACAAAAUGUAACUGAACAUCCAAAAACCACAAUUAUUGAAGUUCCAAAUAUUAAUAACCUGUCUGCUCUCUGUUUUGAGAACAGGCCGGAACAUAUCAAAAGCCUGUGUUUUUAUUUUAUUUGUUCAUUUGUUUUAUAGUUGUUGAAAUCUUGAGUCAGACCCAAAGCUCAGCUCUCCAUUAUUACUCACCCAGCCCAGUUGCAGUGUCUGGCCUGGUUCAGUUUAACUCAACCAAACCCCAGGGUAGCUUACUAUCGGCCAGCCUGCCACCACCCACUUGCCCCAUAUUGUGGCCGGUACAUGAUGAAGUUGCCCUCGGCUACACAAUGGUCUCUAGUUGUGCCUUUCUCUCAAGUCUACUGCUUUAUUCUCCAAGAAACUCAAAAUGAAGACACCCCAGUCAGAGUCUAUUGUUAAAUGAAAAGACCUGCACCUUGUAAAUAAUUUAUAUAGUAGCUAAAUAAUUCAAUCAGUUCUCUUUUUCACAGUGAACGUUCUGUAUGUGUGUUGUUCACAGGCAGGCACAGAUGAGAGCAGCGGGGGAAAAAGGCUUGUUUGAAACCCCUGGUUUUUAACUUCAUUUAAAAUGACACUCCUCCACCGCAACGGCAUAUUUUAGCAAUCAUCUGCUUGGAUGGCCUCCUCUCUCUCCACCACACUGUCCUCCCUCUCCUCUUCUACAAGGCCUACAGUGUCAAAUCUUUCAUUAGGUCUUUUUAAAUGAUAUACUUACUGGGUCACUGGAAGAAAAAACAGUUUGCACAUUUAUACAACUGAAUAUAUAAAAAUGAUCUAUUUUUCCUUUAAUUUCUCUCAAAAAUAAAACAAAUGUGUGGAUUCUGAAAGGCUGUUCAAUGCUGGUGCAAGUCAUUUUUAUUUCAUUUUGAAACCAAUAAAUGUUUACACCAAAAUAUGUGGGGGUUUUUUCAGAUCACAGGAAGUCCUUUGAAAUGGAUGGGUACUCUUGCUUUCUAUCUGUCCAGAAUCUCCAUAUGGCUUUGGAUGUCCUCUUUCAUGAUGUUUAAACUGACGAUUAAAAUGUAUUUUUUUUUAUCAACACUAGGUAUAGUCCUACUUCAGAUGUCAGUGUAAGCAUAGAGAGUGGUUUGUUUUGCUAUGGAUGGGCAUGUGGGUUUUAUACUUGGUCUUAUCUAAUUUGGUCUUUGGUUGGUGCUGUUCAUCUCAAUCCAAAUUUUAUAGGGUCAUUUGUCUGCUACAUUAACCUCCCACCAACCUCAUCUCUUCCAAUGCCUCACAGUUCCCUCUUCCACCGUCAUAGUUGCCAGAAACAGUUUAGAAUGGAUGGCUUCUGCUGUGUUCAAGACAACUGGGAAAUAAGAAACAUUUGGACUGAGGGAAGAAGAAAAAUAAUGAACGGUCAACCAACUUUCUGGAGCUCGAACUUUCCAGUUGUCUUGAACACACCAUUCAUCGCUCUGUCUUAUCCUUCAUGUGAAGUCUGUUUUGUCGUGGCAUUAAGGUUCUCCAUUCUGAUUCUGAGAUUUAUUAACGGAUAAUUGAACCAACAUCUAGAGUACUUAGCUCUGUGUUGCAGCCAAGGUUGGUGAAAUGGCGCUUUUGUAAUUGAGGAAAUUCUCUCAGCAAUAAAUGACCCUUGGGUUGUUUUGUUAUGAUUAUCA